AUGUGGAACCAUAGUUUAGGUUCCAUCACGAUCCACGCGUAUCAGGGAAAUAGGCAACCUGGUGCAAGAUGCGUGCGUAGCAUUGAUAUUAUUCCUUUGAAACCUGUUACUGAUCUCAUCGCGACAGAUACGUUGGCUUUGUCUCCAGAGAUCUGUUCCAGAAUUGUUGCCCUUUCUGCACACAGGCGUCGAGACCUCCUGUCACUUUGUGCUACAUGCAAGGCAUUUCAGCGAGACGCCGAGGUCAAGAUUUACACAGAAGUAAUUCUCGCAGAGCCGGCUCAGGCCCUGAUCGCCUGCGAAACCCUCGGUUCCAACGAACGGCUAGCCCAGUAUGUCAAGAGCUUCUGCUUUAACCAAGAAUUCCCUCCUCGCAGGCUUCAAGAUACAAAUCUCGGCAGGCCAUUCUGGGAAUCCGUCCAAAGGGCUUUGAUCGCGAUGUCCAAUCUGGAAGUUCUUCUCAUCUCUGACUCUAGCUACCAGAACAGCUGGAUUCUAGAUUCUCCAAAUAUCAAUUUUCAACUUCAAGAGGUAAAACUACGGUUCACCUGGGAUGAACCCAUCGUUCGGUUUUUAGAAACACAGAACAGUUUGCGCAAUAUACACUUUUACUACUUUGACGACUCCCAGCAUGUGCUUCAACCGCAGAGUCUUCCUGAGCUGCGCGUCUUUGAUGGAAGCCUCAGCAUCGGCAUGCAGGUUAUGCACUGCCAACUUACCCAUAUCCAGCUCGUCGUUGACUGUGACGCUGGGCCGGCUUUAUCUCUGCUUCCCCGCCUAGGUGGACUUCGCAAAACUCUUCGAGGGCUCAGUCUCUUGGAUAUCUCGGAUGAUGCCGCCCUUUCUGCCCUAGAUAUCAUAUCACGGUAUCUUCCCAACUUGAUUCAUGUCGGCUUGUUCGCGUACCCCGCGCUCAGACGAUAUGAAUUCCAUCAAUAUCUCAUGAGAAUGCCUCGUCUAGAGAUCAUCGAAGUGGACGUUGGUCGCUGGCUCGAGCGACCGACGACAUCAGCCGGACAACGUGCGCUUGCAUCUGAACUCCGAACAUAUGUUCCAACCAUCAAGAUGGUCGUGUUUUGGAUAGUCAACAGCAAAUACACAUGGACACAUCACGACAGCAUAAACCAGUGGGAUUACAUGGCUCAAUCACGACAGUACCCACAACUUAGCAACACCUGGUGCCUAGUCUAA
Molecule: messenger RNA, 1191 nt
Organism: Psilocybe cubensis
Lineage: Eukaryota; Fungi; Basidiomycota; Agaricomycetes; Agaricales; Agrocybaceae
Exons: 4
Coding region: 1-1191 (396 amino acids)
Source: RefSeq, a predicted model, not a curated record